GAGGUGGCAACUCAUUGUCGUCACCGUACACAUAAUUACGGGACGCAGCCCCAAGCCCUACUCAUUUUAACAAUUUUCAUUUCCUCUCUAUUGAAUUUGCUCAUUCGCCAAACAUCGUUUUCUCUCGCGACAGAUUCAGAAUUAAUAUCUCUCACAGGAUGUCAGAAGCACCUUUUCGACCACGUGAGCAGCUGCUUGAGAAACAGAAAUAUUUCCAGAGCAUCCAGAAGCACACAUACUUGAAAGGACGAUAUGAUAAGAUUACCUCUGUUGCCAUUCCUUUAGCUUUGGCGGGCACCUCAUUGUUUCUCAUUGGACGAGGGAUCUAUAAUAUGUCUCAUGGGAUUGGGAAGAAAGAAUGAGGAGGCCUCCUGUUUGAUGAUAUUUUAAAGGAUCAUUUGCUCUUGCACAUGCACUAGUGUUGUUUCUAAAGUUCUUUUGUUUUGUGCCUCCAAUAAUUGCAUAUUUGCAGACUUGUAGCCACCAGUGGAAGCUGACACUUCAAACUGUUGAGUGUUGAUGGCUUUAUUUUCCAAGUCCUUAAUAUUGCAUUAUUGAAUCCCAAGGUCGUUGAAUUUUGCUUA
This is a messenger RNA of Ricinus communis (castor bean), 584 nucleotides long. RefSeq lists its product as uncharacterized. The coding region runs from base 159 to 362 and encodes 67 amino acids. The transcript has 3 exons. The record is from RefSeq and is a predicted model, not a curated record. NCBI's taxonomy places the organism in Eukaryota, Viridiplantae, Streptophyta, Magnoliopsida, Malpighiales, Euphorbiaceae.